AUGGCUGCUCGAGCAGCGGCUGCCGCUUCAAACAGCUCUGCACCAAGUCUGGCCGCAGCUCGGCCCUCAGCCCGACCGCUUGGGGUGGUCACGAGCAAGAUUCCUGGCCUUAAUGAUGGUAUCACUCGCCCGGAGUCAAAGUUUGAACCAGGUCAACGUGCCCUGUCUGCGAUGAGGAAGGUCUCGCUGGAACGUCCUGCCCCUGUUGAUAGUGACGGUAUACAGCAUGUCCGCCUUCUCAUUAUUCUUGUAGAGUUUGAAGACCAGAAAAUCGGGACUGGCAAGCAUGAAUACUUCAAGGAUCUAUUCUUCUCGGAGAACAAGAUCGAGUCCGGUAGUGCUGCUGAGUACUACAAAGACGUCAGCAAUGGCAAGGUCCAAAUGUCAGGCGAUGUUGUUGGGCCAUAUAAACUUCCCCGAUCGCUUGUAGAGUAUUGCAACGGUGACUCUGGAGCAGUCGAAGAGGAGCCUAACGCGCAGACCAUGGCACGAGACGCUCUCGAGGCGAUCAUGACCGAUCCGGUCAAUCCAAUCAAUAUCUCACAGUAUGACAGCGGAGACGAGGACAGGUUUGUUGAUGGCCUUGUCAUCGUGCACGCUGGAUCUGGCGCGGAAGCCGAACCGGACGACCGAAAGGCAAAAAAUCUGAUCUGGUCCCUUCAGUGGAACAUUGGAACGCCUGUUGUGCAAGACGGCGUUAGCGCCUUUGCGUUUCUCACCAUUCCCGAAGAUGCACUGCUCGGCGUGACUGUUCACGAGCUGGGACACCUCCUGUUCCACUGGCCUGAUCUGUACGAUCCUGACAACUCAUCCAAUGGUAUUGGUGACUGGUGUCUAAUGGCUGCUGGGUCUUGGAAUGCCCUGCCUGGAAAGCCAGCUGGCACCAAACCAGCGCACCCAUCUGGCUGGUGCAAACUCAAGCAGGGUUGGGUCGAAGCAGUCAAUGUAGCAGAGAAUCAGUCCCUUACGCUCGAGGAUGUCAAAGCGAGUUGGCAGGUGCACAGGCUUUGGGAAAACGGAGACCUUAGAAACAAGGAGUACUUCCUUCUUGAGAACCGUCAGAAGACUGGUUACGACACGGCACUUCCUGGAGAUGGCUUAUUUGGUAUGAAAAGCAUCCCAUUGUUCCCUUCGUUGCUUGAGAACUAA
This is a messenger RNA of Phaeoacremonium minimum UCRPA7, 1149 nucleotides long. RefSeq names its product putative m6 family metalloprotease domain-containing protein. The record is from RefSeq and is a predicted model, not a curated record. The coding region runs from base 1 to 1149 and encodes 382 amino acids. The transcript has 2 exons. Lineage: Eukaryota; Fungi; Ascomycota; Sordariomycetes; Togniniales; Togniniaceae. Gene Ontology annotation, molecular function: peptidase activity. Gene Ontology annotation, biological process: proteolysis.